Colletotrichum spaethianum is the source of this 312-nucleotide messenger RNA. RefSeq lists its product as uncharacterized. The coding region runs from base 1 to 312 and encodes 103 amino acids. The record is from RefSeq and is a predicted model, not a curated record. NCBI's taxonomy places the organism in Eukaryota, Fungi, Ascomycota, Sordariomycetes, Glomerellales, Glomerellaceae. The transcript has a single exon.
AUGGGCGCGGCUACGUCGAAAGAUAUGGCCACCGCGGUCCUCGUGCCGUUGCCGUUCGACCUUGUCACCAUGGCACUGCGGUUCUGGAUUCGGGCACAGAGGAAAGCUUGGGGCCCGGAUGAUUGGGCCAUGGUAGCCACCAUUGUACGUUUCAAUAUACCCGGCACUCGAAAAAAGCUGCAACUGACCAAAAUCAAGCCUGUAUGGGCUGUCUCUCAAGUUGGGCUGAUAGGCAUGGCCUGGAGCGGAGUUGGGCAACUCGAUGCAACUUUGACUGCAGAGCAGACGGCCAAUUCCUAUUUUGUGGGUUAA